CGUACAUCCCAGGGAAACAAUUCUAUCCCAGAAGAUUCUUGGCCUGACCUCAUCGCUGCCAUGACCAGAGUGCUUGCUCCAGGCGGCAGGCUCGAAAUUCUCGAAGCAGACGUAGCAUUUUAUGGGACUCCUCACCGCAUCCCUGCCCACGAGUUGUGAGUCGACGUAGCCCAAGCUGUGCUGCUCGCCUUGCGAAAAAGGAUUGCGCUGAGCAUGCGAGUCUGCGCUGACUGCAGGAAGGAGCUUGCGGCGGGUGUUGGAAACGUUGCCCUGCGAGUGAACAUUAAGAAUGGACGUCAUGGCGAGGAAUUUGAUCCGCUCGAGAGGGUUUGUCUGCGGGCAUUGGAGCAGCGAGGAAUCAGCUUCAGUCCUCUUGCCCAACUUCCGGCAAUUCUGAUGCUCGAGCACGAUCUGAUGGAUGUGAGGUGUGGAAAUCCUCGGGUGUUACCCUUGAUGGCGGAGCCCGGCUUUGCCCUGGGUGGCCCAAAGCCUCGACAAUCAUCGCCAAGUUCGAGUCCGACUGCCAACCUCAGAGCACAGGAAAGUCCGGAUUCGCCCCGAGCUACGGGCGAUCCUCCCUCGGCGCCCACUUCUCCCAGCUUGGGCCUUCCAGAACCCAAUCGAAAUCCAGCAUACACCAAUCGAGCGCCGGUAGGCACUCCUUUGAGAGGCUCAACAUUCCGCAUGCCAGACCUCGAACUCAUACGCUGCAUGAUGCUCAUGAGCGAAGUGCACCUAUACACUGGCUCCCGAAACAUCUUGUGGCAAGAGGCGGAAGCGGACAAGAAGGCGGCCUCUCGACCCGCCUCGCGAUACGGGGCGAAUGGUGACUCGGGCGAGCCUUAUGCUCAUCCUUGGUCUGACGAAGCGGCAUUCCAUCGCACGAUUGAUCGAUGGGUGGCAGACAUUACGAAUCGAGCCGCAGUGAGGGGUCUCCUCAAAAAGACGUUGGGUUGGGAUAGCAAUGCCGCGCAAGCCAGGGCGAAGGAGACGGACAAACCUUCGAACGCAGAUGCUAGCAAUGGCCCGUCACCUCCGACAGCCUCCUCUGCAGGAGAUCCUUGGAGCUCGAGCUACAGCAGAUCCUCGGCCAAACAAGUUGCUCUUUCAACGAGUCAACGUCCCCAAUCUCUGAACAGCGCGCAGAGCGCAGAGAAUGCCGCGCAGCUGCACAAAAUGCAUCGAGAACGCCGAAACAGUCACAAGAUUCCAUCUUCGCGUCCCACCUCGCCCAGGUUCUCGGAUUAUGGAGACCGCACCGCAGAGAGCAAAUCGUCUGCUCACAGACAACGGGAGAGCUUGCCUCCCACACCACGCAUACCGAAGAUACCGCUGCUGGGCGUCAAACGAACGACGGGAUUCACUGCGAUACGUAAACCGACCGAGGCAGCGUCCUGAAUGCUUGCAGGCGUGUACCAGUGAUAGUCGCGCAGAACACAAAGCAGAUCUCAUUGCCGGCUGCUCAGAAACCCUUUGCUUCCAUCUAGUGUUGUACAGUACUCUUCACAGCCUCUCCAAAAUGCCGAAUAGAAGCUUGCACCACCGAUAUGAGCAUCUGUCU
Messenger RNA from Ceraceosorus guamensis, 1561 nucleotides. RefSeq lists its product as hypothetical. Bases 214 to 1398 code for a protein of 394 amino acids. The transcript has a single exon. NCBI's taxonomy places the organism in Eukaryota, Fungi, Basidiomycota, Exobasidiomycetes, Ceraceosorales, Ceraceosoraceae. The record is from RefSeq and is a predicted model, not a curated record.